GAAAGCUGGCAGCGGCAGGUUGUAUUUUAGAACAACAGUUUGUGAGACAACGUUAUGGUAAUUUUCCGAAAUUAAUUUCGUUUCAAAACAAUCCUUUAUGAGGGUUUUCUGAGAGGAUAAAAUCGGCGAGACAAUUGGGAAAAGUUUCAGUUGGUGGCUUAUGGUUGGAGAGUAGAAAGAUAUACCCAAAUCAAAUUUUUAACUCCAAAGCUUCCACACAACUCAAUAGACCAUCAUGGACCAGAGCAAAGUUUUCAACCGUUUGGAAUCGUACGAAAGUCAAAUCGCUUCGUCUCCGGACACAAAGUCCAGCGUUUCUUAUCACAUGAUGAAGCAGUCGUUGCACAACAUGUGGAGCGCCGUUUAUUCGACGGAAAGUUGCGAUUCGCGAACCGCUAACAUCAAGAAAAUUCAAGAGUGUUUGUCUAGUUUGGAGAGAAAAGUUACGGAAAAUGAGCAGAAGAAGUAUCAGUUGUAUUACGGGAAGGGGCAGGAUAAUUUGAGCAAUAGGGGUGCGAAGUGUUGUUGACUACUAACAAAUUUAGUUUAAUCCUCAUUAUGUAUAUUACUAUAUUCUGUGAUAGAAUUUCAAUUAGCCUCAAAAAUGGCACAUUCAUUACAAAAUUCUGGUUGUUGCAUUAAAUAUGUAAGAUGUGUAAUAUUUGAAAUUUGGCAAACAAAAUAUAUUUUCGUUAUUAAAUAGGUA
Ceutorhynchus assimilis (cabbage seed weevil) is the source of this 706-nucleotide messenger RNA. NCBI's taxonomy places the organism in Eukaryota, Metazoa, Arthropoda, Insecta, Coleoptera, Curculionidae. The record is from the annotation of a GenBank genome assembly.